This is a messenger RNA of Saccharomycopsis crataegensis, 1170 nucleotides long. It is a transcript of the gene END3, whose product is annotated as End3p. Gene Ontology annotation, biological process: endosomal transport; actin filament organization; endocytosis. NCBI's taxonomy places the organism in Eukaryota, Fungi, Ascomycota, Saccharomycetes, Ascoideales, Saccharomycopsidaceae. Gene Ontology annotation, cellular component: plasma membrane; cytoplasm. The coding region runs from base 1 to 1170 and encodes 389 amino acids. Gene Ontology annotation, molecular function: protein binding; calcium ion binding. The record is from RefSeq and is a predicted model, not a curated record. The transcript has a single exon.
AUGCCAAAGUUGGAAAAUUGGGAAAUCAAAAAGUUCUGGGAGAUCUUCAACGGUCUUAGUCCGGCGGAUGGGAAAUUGGGUGGCGACAAAGUCAGCGCGGUGUUCAAGAACUCCCAGUUGGCCGAUGACAAACUUGCAAAAAUUUGGUCACUUUCCGACAUCGAUCAGGAUGGGAACCUUGAUUUCGAAGAGUUUUGCAUUGCCAUGAAAUUGAUCUUUGAUACUGUCAAUGGGUCGAUGAAAGAUUUACCGGAAUCGUUACCUCCAUGGCUAAUUCCUGGUUCCAAGGCCCAUUUGAUCCAGGCGAACGCCGCGGUAGGCAUGGGGAAAAACAUCGGGACCUCUGCCGACGAUGAUGAUGAAGAUGAUGGGUAUGGGAUCAGAGACAUGAAUUUCGACUGGUACAUUUCCCCAGCAGAUAAGACUACUUAUGAAAACAUUUACAACUCCGCCACCGAUCGGUUUGGCAGAGUGAAGUUUGAUGGAUUGAGUAGCUUGUACGAUGAUUUGGACGGGGUUCCAAAGACCGAUAUCUCAUCUGCUUGGAACUUGGUCAAUCCAAAACAAUUCGAAACCAUUGACAAGGACCAGUGUUUGGUAUACUUGCACAUUUUGAAUCAGCGGUCGAAAGGUAAGAAAGUCCCAAGCUCGGUGCCAGCGACCCUUAGAGCCACUUUUUCCAAAGAGGUUCCUGAUUAUAAUUUACAAUCACAACAAGAGAAAAUGCAAGCCACGGCCCAGGCAAACAAAAAGAAAGGCGGGUUUGGCGAAGGGUACCUUAGUAAAUACGGUUCAGUGAGUGAGCCGACAAAAGAAAUUGAUUAUUCUGAUGCAGAAUCCGUAGAAUGGGAAGAGGCAAGAUUAAGAAAGAAAUUGAUUGAAUUAGACAAUAAGAUCUCGAAAACCGAAAGAGAAAUAAAGUCCAAAGAGAAUGGCGGGAGCAGCACCAAAGAAACGUCUAUUACGAAAUAUGAACUCGAACAAUUAUUGAAAUACAAAGAGGGGCAAUUACGCAAGUUGAGAAGCAACAACAAUGAUCCAAGUCAUCAAUCACUUUCUAGUUUGACUGCCGAUGUCAACGAAAUUGAGCAACAAGUCAAUGUAUUGCAACAGUAUUUACAAGACAAGCAAAGAGAGUUGAGUGAAUUGAGACAGCAAGUCCAGGCAUAA